Hypomesus transpacificus is the source of this 4004-nucleotide messenger RNA. RefSeq names its product inter-alpha-trypsin inhibitor heavy chain H4-like. The record is from RefSeq and is a predicted model, not a curated record. Lineage: Eukaryota; Metazoa; Chordata; Actinopteri; Osmeriformes; Osmeridae. Bases 191 to 3001 code for a protein of 936 amino acids. The transcript is spliced from 23 exons.
CUGAUCAAAUGUGAACAUUGCACAAUUGAGGGGGGUAUAUUAUGAAUAUGUUGGUGCGUAGGUUUGUGGAGGGUGGCGGUGACACAAGCAGGUAAUCGUCAGGUAGACGAGGUGCUGACCAAUAGCUGUCUGAUCAUAGGUAUAAAAGGAGGUGUGUGGUUUUGGAGUCAUCGUGUCUGUGAAUAUCGUCAUGGAGAUGGUUGCAGGACGAGUUGCUCUCCUCGGACUGCUUCUGGUUUGUGUUACCACGGCGCCCAUUAACCAGGGUUGGAAAAUCUACAGCUUCAACAUCAACUCCACUGUAAGCAAUCGCUAUGCUACCACCACCAUCACCAGCCGCGUGGCCAAUCCAAUGGAAGCGUCACAAGAAAUAGAAUUCCACGUCCAGAUUCCAAAGAAUGCCAUCAUCAGUAAAUUCAGAAUGGUGAUAGAGAAGAAGACCUACGAUGGGGUGGUGAAACAGAAGGAGGAGGCUGAGCAGCAGUACUCAGAGGCUGUGGCUCGAGGCCAAAGCGCUGGCAUAGUCAGCUCUGUGGGGAGAACCUUGGAGAACUUCAAGACCUCUGUGACGGUGGCCGCCGGGAGCAAGGUGACCUUUGAACUCACCUACGAGGAGCUGCUCAAGAGACGUCUGGGCAAGUACGAGCUGCUCAUCCACGCCAAGCCCACACAGCCUGUCGAGGACUUCAAGAUUGACGUGUACAUAAAUGAGAAAGCAGGCAUCAGUGUCCUGUCGACAUCCGGAGGAUUUAACAAAACCCUUGCCGAUGCCAUCACCAAGACACAGACCGCCGACCAGGCGUGGAUCAAGUUCUACCCCACGGUGGAGCAGCAGACGGCCUGCGACGACUGCGGCGAGACGGGUUUGAACGGUGACCUGGUGGUCGUCUACGACGUGAACAGGGCCGACUCAAUAGGAGACAUCAUGGAGUCAGGUGGAUAUUUUGUCCAUCACUUUGCCCCAGAGAACCUUCCCCGCAUCCCAAAAAACGUGGUGUUCAUCAUUGAUCGGAGUGGCUCAAUGCAUGGCAGGAAAAUGCAACAGACUCGUGAAGCGAUGUUGAAGAUCUUGGGGGAUCUGGCGGAGGAUGAUUACUUUGGUCUGAUCACCUUUGACAGCCACGUGUCAACCUGGAGGAAGGAGCUGGUCCCAGCCAGCCAGGAUAAUCUGAGUGCUGCUAAACAGUUUGCAGGAGCCAUCCAGGAAAGAGGAGCUACGGACAUCAAUGCUGCCGUGUUGAAAGGGGCGGAGCUACUGAACGGACAGACUCGUGGAGGCUCCGCCUCUCUCCUCAUACUGCUCACUGACGGAGACCCCACAUCAGGUGAGGUGAACCGGGAAAAGAUUCAGGCCAAUGUAAGGGGGGCCAUCAGCAAGAAAUUUCCGCUCUACUGCCUGGGAUUUGGAUUCGAUGUUGACUUUAAGUUCCUGUCCAGCAUGUCUUUGGAGAACAAUGGGGUCGCACGGCGAAUCUACCAGGAGUCGGACGCAGCGUUGCAGCUGCAGGGGUUUUAUGAGGAAGUGGCCACGCCCCUGUUGAUAGAUGUACAGAUGAUCUAUUUAGGAGGAGCUAAUCUGACUCAGACUAACUUCAGCCAGUACUACAAGGGCUCAGAGAUUGUGGUGGCUGGUCAGGUGACCAGCAACGAAAUAGACCUUUCCCCCCAAGUGAUCGCCAUAUCGAAAAGCCGCAAGAUGGAGUUUGUGGACGAAAAGUCCUCUUCCCGAUCCAAGGAGCCAAUAGCAGAGAGCCGUCUCAACAGACUGUGGGCCUACUUGACAGUUAAGCAGCUACUGGAUACAGAGCUGCAGUAUUCCGGACCUGCGAAGGCGCAGGCAAAGAAGGCGGCCGUGGAUCUGGCUCUCCAGUACGGCUUCGUGACUCCCCACACCUCCAUGGUGGUCACCAAGCCUGAGGGGGAGGACACCCAGGUGGCCCACAAACCCCAGGAGGGGGAGAAACCAGGAAGACACGGCAGACCAGUCCAGACCUCUCAACAUUCAUUCACCAUGAAAACCCAAUUACGAGGGUUACCUAGCCCGAUUCUUUUUGACGCACCUGAUGCUCAAAGCAUGCCUGCAAGAUAUGGAGGAGGAGGAUAUGGAGCAGGAGCAGGAGCAGGAGCAGGAGCAGGAGGAGGAUAUGGAGGAGCAGGAGGAGGAUAUGGACUAGGAUAUGGAAGAGUAGUAGGAGCAGGACUAGGAAUAGGAGCAGGACUAGGAGGAGGAGGAGCAGGAAGAGGAGGACAUGGAGUACGAGGAGGCCUAAGACCAUUGCCCCAAUUACCUACUCAUAGCUACGAUCAAGCCCCUGCAUUUGAUUAUGAUCACAUUCACGCUACUCACACCACAAAAACACAGACUACAACUCCAAAAGUGAGCUAUCUUAGGGUAUUGUUGCCAGCUGAGAGUUCAGCCUUCCCCCUGUGUUUUGAUGUACCAAUACCAAAGCCAGUUAGAAUUCUGCAGGACCCCGGCAACGAGCUGAUCAUUCAUGGAUGGUUUGUCGAUACUGCUUUUGAAAAAAUUAUAAUCCGUCACCACAGCACAGUUGAGCUGGUGCUAGACUCCACCCAGGCUCCACCCACACUCUUCUACAGAGAUGGGCAGAACACCACAACUUAUCCCUGGGCCGCUGGGUCCACUUUUGUUGCAAAGAGGCUGACAGCAUUAAUGACAGAAAAGGAACUGGACAUAAAAGUUGGUGACACACGAAUAGUCAUUCUCCUAAACCAGAAACAUGGAUUCAGCUUCUUGUGGCCUGUUUUGAGGGAACGUCCAUCAGGCAACAUUUCUGGAUUAAUAGCUGGAAAACCUGUGGACUUUGAAAUCAACGGAUUAAUUCCUUUGACACUGAAGAUUAACAACCAGGAGGUGACGGCUUCCAGGUCUAUUGCUAUAGAUCACAGUCGGCCUUCCUCUCCUGAUGUUUCCUGUCUGCUCAUCUCUCUUCUGUCUGCCCAGCAGAUUGGAGCAGUCAGCGACUUAUCCGUGUCAUAACUGUAGCUGGCAGCAGUGCAUACUGUGACUGAGUACAGCUCAUUCACCUGGGUAAUAGAAUGGCCAUGUCUAGAAUUAAGAUAAAAGUCAAGUUCUUUUGGGGGUGGGGUGGGGGAUAUUGUUGCCUGUUUUAAGACUAGACCAACCAACAGAAUUCUUCAUUUUUUAUUUGUAUUAAUACAAACAAGAUUUUUUGAUUUGAUUUUGGCAACAACUACUCUUUGUGAGUUUUUCAAUUCAAUUAAAUGUAUUUACCUUUCUUUCUUUUACACCCUGAUUCACACAGUUAAGGUAAGGUCAGUGCUAUGUCAACUGUCACUGUAACCCAGCAAUACUGUAACCCAGCAACACUGCUUUGGCACAGGCUUCUUUGAUUUGUUGGACCUGAAAUGCUCCUUGCAGUGUAUUGAUACUUAGACUUCAGGGUUGGAUGUGCUGCAUGAGACAGUAUGCGUUACUCCUAGUACACUGAUAAGUCUUGAUUAAGGUGAACAAAUUUACUGUGUUCAAACUUGGUAAAAAAAAAAAAAAGGUCCUUCAUAAUCAACUUCCUUCCAAGUAAAUGUCUUAAAAUGCAGACAAUAAUAUCCACUUGUCACGUGUUAGCAACACAACUAUGUGAUCAAUCAAGUUUGACAACUGUAGUGAACUGUUGUUCACAAGUAAGCUGCCUGAUUCCUCGCGUGACUGGAGCCCAAACUGGUUCAACAGGACUAACAGCAACUAUGCUGCUGAUGGGAGAGGCAUAAUACCACACAAUCAAUCAUUGUUUGGUUUGGUUGUCACCUUAAGCACAUGGACUCUCACUAAUAUACACAAGUCUGAGACGGAUGACUCUGGUCAUCCGUCUUUAGUUCCACAUUUAAUUUAGUAAAAGUGAGCAGACUAUCUAUGUCAGUAUUGUGUUGUGUGCCGUAUUAAAUAUAUAUUUUGAUUAGAGUUUGAAUAUGUGAAACAUACACUGAUUAAAACUACCAACUUUAUCGUUGUUAGGAUAAACUGA